This is a messenger RNA of Didymodactylos carnosus, 1530 nucleotides long. The record is from the annotation of a GenBank genome assembly. Lineage: Eukaryota; Metazoa; Rotifera; Eurotatoria; Philodinida; Philodinidae.
AUGUUCUCUCAAGUACCGCUACGUAUAUCCAAAGCCACAACAACUUUUCAAAAAUGUUUAAAAUGUUCCAUUAAUCAAGUGCGAUAUGCGUCAUCUAGUGGAAGUGGUCUGUAUCAAUAUGAUUUAGUUGUAAUUGGAUCCGGACCGGGUGGUUAUGUUGCCGCUAUAAAAGCAGCACAACUUGGUCUGAAGACAGCGUGUGUUGAAAAAAAUGCGACUUAUGGGGGCACAUGUUUAAAUGUUGGGUGUAUACCAUCGAAAGCAAUGUUACACAAUUCACAUUUAUAUCAUUUAGCUAAACAUGGCGAAUUACAGAAACGGGGUGUUGAACUUCAAGGAGUAAAUUUAAAUCUGCCGGUGUUUAUGAAGCAAAAAGAAGAUGCUGUCAAAGGUUUAACGAAUGGUGUAGCUUAUUUAUUUAAAAAUAAUAAGGUAACAGGCUAUCGAGGUUUUGGUUCAAUAAGUGGAGAAAAUCAAGUGACAGUGAAAAAAGACGAUGGAUCAACUGAAACAUUAAAUGCAAAAAAUAUUUUGAUAGCUGUUGGUUCCGAAGUGACACCAUUUCCUGGUAUAGAGAUUGACGAAGAAACAAUUGUUUCAUCAACAGGAGCAUUAUCAUUAAAACAAGUACCAAAGAAAAUGGUACUUAUUGGUGCCGGCGUUAUUGGACUUGAAUUGGGUUCAGUAUGGAGUCGUCUUGGUGCAGAAGUUAUUUGUGUUGAAUUUUUAAGUCAUAUUGGAGGUUUAGGCAUCGAUAUGGAAAUAUCAAAACAAUUUCAGAAAGUUCUAACCAAACAAGGUUUAAAAUUUAAAAUGGAUACAAAAGUGACUGGUGCCGAAAAAACUGAUUCAGGACUUAAAGUACAUGUUGAAGGAGCCAAAGGAGGCGAUACAAAAGAAACGCUCGAUUGUGAUACAGUAUUAGUUUGUAUUGGACGAAGACCAUAUACGAAGGAUCUUGGUCUAGACAGUGUUGGCAUCACAGUGGAUAAACGUGGAAGAAUUGAAGUGGAUAAAUUUUUUAAAACGGCGUCCAAAAAUAUUUAUGCAAUUGGAGAUUGUAUCAAAGGUCCAAUGUUAGCACACAAAGCUGAAGAUGAAGGUAUUAUAUGUGUUGAAAGUAUUAUAUCUGGACAUGAACCACAUAUCGAUUACAACUGUGUACCCUCAGUUAUAUACACAUUUCCCGAAGUUGCAUGGAUUGGAAAAUCUGAAGAACAAUUAAAAGAAGAAGGUAUUAAAUAUAAAGUUGGAAGAUUUCCAAUGGCGGCGAAUAGUCGAGCAAAAACAAUCAACGAACCAGAAGGAUUUGUUAAAGUUUUAGCAGAUGAAAAAACGGAUCGAUUACUUGGCGCACAUAUAAUCAAUUCGGUUGCCGGUGAAUUAAUUAACGAAGCUUCACUUGCACUUGAAUACGGUGCUUCUUGUGAAGAUAUCGCUCGAGUUUGUCAUGCCCAUCCGACAUGGUCUGAAUCAUUCAAAGAGGCAAAUUUACAAGCGUAUGCUGGAAAAGCAAUUAAUUUUUCAUAA